This is a messenger RNA of Prosopis cineraria, 2957 nucleotides long. RefSeq names its product serine/threonine-protein kinase TOUSLED. Gene Ontology annotation, cellular component: nucleus. Gene Ontology annotation, molecular function: protein serine/threonine kinase activity; ATP binding. Lineage: Eukaryota; Viridiplantae; Streptophyta; Magnoliopsida; Fabales; Fabaceae. The transcript has 17 exons. The coding region runs from base 432 to 2489 and encodes 685 amino acids. The record is from RefSeq and is a predicted model, not a curated record. Gene Ontology annotation, biological process: peptidyl-serine phosphorylation; chromosome segregation; intracellular signal transduction.
UUCUUUCCUGAGUCCUCAUGUAGACUUUUGCCACAGUCCCAUAUCCCAUAGAAACUUCUCUCUUCUGUCCCAAAGUGCCCACGACAAAUUCAAAAUCCAACUGUGAGAGAGAGAGAGGGGGGGGGGGGGGCAGCCUUUUUCGUACCUCUGGUUCUCUGGUGUUCAUCUUACUUCAAUAAUUUUCCCAAUAAAUCUUUUUGUCUGGAUUCUUUCUUCCUCUUUACCAAACACCAAAACCCUAGAUUUUCUCCGUUCAAUCAUCUCCCCCCCUUGCCCCCAGCUUUCUAUCUCAUCCCCUAUCUCUCCUUUUGUUUUCUUACCCGUUACCUCUGACAUUCUGAUUUUUGCUUCUCUGAUUUUCCUUUGCUUAAAUUUCUAUGGGGCUUCUCCUGCAAUCGGCAACUUUUGCUUUCUGACUAUGAACGUCAACAAUGUCGGAUGACAUGCUAGUGCAUUUCUCGUCCAACUCUUCCAACCAAUCGGAUCAGUCAUUACCUACUAAGAUUGCAAAGCUUGAAGCUCGAAUGGUGGGCAAGGCUUCGUCCGCAGUUGCCGCCACUCUUUCGUCUGCCCAGCAGUCAACUUGGUCUUCAGUUCCUUCAGCUGCAAAAUUCGGGGGACCUUCCGAUGAUCUGGCUGGACCCUCCACUUCGAGUGAUUCCGAUGAUGAUAAUGGUGGGGAAUUCCUUAUACAAGCUAACACACAGAAGCGCCAAAAACUUCAAGAAGGUGACCACUCCAAGAUUUUUGAACAUGUUGAGGUAGUUACUGAUGGAAGGCUAGCUAGUUUAGAUGUUAUGGAUGCAAAAGUUAGUGCUGAUGUGAAUAGGAAAAAAAAUGUUCGUGGAAGAGGGGGUUCUGGUUCGGGCAGGGGACGUGGUUCCCGAGUUACUGAUCAGACCAGAGCACAAAUUUCUUCUCCAGCAGUUUUGGCCCCGAAUGGUCAGCUUGACAAUGCAAGCCAUAGAGAGGGAAGACUCAAAGAUCAGAUUCGCAAUGACAAUUGCACUUCAUUAGAGGAGGAAAAUGCAUCUUUACGUGAAAAAGUUGUUGCAUUGGAGGAGGACCUGCGGAAAUCAAAACAAGAGAUGUCUGAUUAUCAGAAUCUUUCUUGCCAGUUAGAAAAGGAGCUAAAGGACCUGAAAGAUCAUGAACAGCAAAUGAAGCCUAAGAGGACAAGAAUAAUAUCUGAUUUGCUGAUAUCAGUUUCAAAGUCUGAGAGGCAAGAAGCAAGGUUGAAAGUACGACAAGACUCAUUGAGACUGGGAAAUGUUGGUGUAAUCAGAGCUGGAACUGUCAUAUCCGAGACCUGGGAAGAUGGCCAAGCAUUGAAGGAUCUUAAUGCCCAACUUAAACAAUUGAUAGAAACGAAAGAGGCUAUUGAGCGGCAGCGCAAGUUGUUGAAGAAAAAACAAUCUGAUAAAGGUGAGGGAACAGAUGCAGAUACUGGAUUACAAGAAGAUGAAGUUAUCAUUCAGGAUGAAAUCUACAAGUCUCGACUAGCUAGCAUUAAACGUGAAGAAGAAGUUAUUAUGCGGGAGAGGGAUCGUUAUGAACUAGAAAAGGGAAGGCUAAUACGUGAGAUGAAGCGCAUACGAGAUGAGGAUGGUUCACGAUUUAACAACUUUCAGAUUCUGAGCCAUCGAUAUGCUCUGUUAAAUCUUCUUGGAAAGGGGGGAUUCAGUGAGGUUUACAAGCAGGCUUUUGACUUGGUGGAGCAUAGAUAUGUUGCAUGUAAGCUUCAUGGUUUAAAUGCUCAAUGGAGUGAAGAGAAGAAGCAGAGUUACAUUCGGCAUGCAAUUAGGGAGUACAAUAUCCACAAAACCCUGGUGCAUCAUCACAUUGUUCGUUUGUGGGACAUCUUUGAGAUAGAUCACAAUACAUUCUGCACCGUUUUAGAGUACUGUAGUGGGAAGGAUCUUGAUGCUGUCCUUAAGGCAACACCUAUAUUGCCUGAGAGAGAGGCAAGGGUAAUUCUAGUUCAGGUUUUUCAAGGCCUCGUUUACUUGAAUAAAAGAACGCAGAAGAUUAUUCAUUAUGAUUUGAAGCCUGGAAAUGUUUUGUUUGAUGAGCUUGGCAUUGCCAAAGUGACUGAUUUUGGUCUCAGCAAAAUAGUGGAGGAUGAUGUGGGAUCUCAGGGUAUGGAACUAACAUCUCAGGGUGCUGGAACUUACUGGUAUUUGCCUCCUGAAUGCUUUGAGCUCAGUAGGACACCUCUUAUAUCGUCGAAGGUUGAUGUGUGGUCGGCUGGUGUUUUGUUCUAUCAAAUGCUCUUUGGAAGACGUCCAUUUGGCCAUGACCAAACUCAAGAGCGUAUCCUACGUGAAGAUACAAUUAUAAAGGCUCGCAAGGUUGAAUUCCCUUCUAGACCUACAGUUUCUACUGAGGCAAAGGAUUUUAUUCGGCGAUGUCUGACAUAUAACCAGGCUGAGAGACCAGAUGUAUUGACCAUUGCUCAAGAUCCAUAUCUUACCUACUCAAAGAAGUGAAAUGAUGUUAAUAGACACGGAUAAUUACCCCACAAGGCACAAAAGAUCAGAGGAACUAUCUAGUCAUCUUCUAACUGAAGUUAUUUGUUUACCUGUCAAAUUUUGUAUAGCUUGUAAAGGUUUUUGGAAUAUCAACCAUUAUAGCAGAGGAUGUUUCACGACAUUCAAGGGUAGUUGUGCUUUUCAAACGUUAACAUUUUCAUCAGGAUUUUUUUGGGGGGAAUUUGGAUCUCCUGCGAUCACAAAUUGGCUGCGUAAAAUGCAACCAGAGAGAGAGAAAAACAGAUAAGUAUUAAGAGGGAAAGUGAGCUCUCUAUAUAUAGUUCUACCUUCUGGUGUUAUCCUUUCUGAACAUUUGAUUACAGCACUCCUAAUUUGAAAUUUAUCUGAGUGAGUGAGUUGACCUCAAGGGUCGUGUAUUUUGUAUAGGUCUUGGCAAAUGAAAAAGCUUAAGUAAUCUUUUAUUUA